Messenger RNA from Portunus trituberculatus (swimming crab), 3334 nucleotides. Its product is annotated as E3 ubiquitin-protein ligase Rnf220-like. Gene Ontology annotation, molecular function: ubiquitin protein ligase activity. The coding region runs from base 223 to 1863 and encodes 546 amino acids. Lineage: Eukaryota; Metazoa; Arthropoda; Malacostraca; Decapoda; Portunidae. Gene Ontology annotation, biological process: protein ubiquitination. The record is from RefSeq and is a predicted model, not a curated record. The transcript is spliced from 9 exons.
GGCAUGUCAGUUGUUCAGAGGCAGCCAGUGGGGAGAGUCACGCUUACUCUCCCUCCGCUCUCCCUCCCUCUCCCCGCCUCUUUAGCGCGCGAGAAACAAGAGUGAGAGAGAUUAAAGCUAGUUCUAAUACCGCGAGUGGACAUAAUGUGUUGGUGACAGAGAGAGAGAGAGAGAGAGAGAGAGAGAGAGAGAGAGAGAGAGAAUUUUAAGAAAGUGUUUCUCAUGGAUUAUUUCAACAAGAUGGAGGCCGGCGGAGGGUUUGUGAGAGCGGGUCUUCUUGGACUCACUCAAGGCGUGUCCCUCCACGAUCCACUUCGCCUCCACCACGCCCUCCACACCCAGGCCUCUGACAGCGUGAAGGAGGCUACCACAACCACCUCCCUCCUUAGACCCCUCACAGAAUAUCCACAUCUUCCACUUUUACCCUUCACCGCUCCACCUUUUCUCCACCCGCACUUAGACCCACGCCUCCCCUUCACCCCUUCAGCCUUUCAUCCACUCCACACGCACCAUGACGCCCAUCAACGCGCCCACGACCCCCAUGGCAAGCUUCCACCUCCACAUACUCCAAAUCUUAGUGGAUCAGCUUUCUCUCCACUUCCCGCUAAGACAGCCAAGAUGGAAGACAACGCCUGCUCCUCCUCCAUUCCCUCCUCCUCCUCCAGUUUAUUCUCCCCUGCUCUCCUCGCCUCUCUGGACCCCCGCGCGGCGUUUCUAAGUGGAGGAGGUGGAGGAGGAGGUGGAAUAGGGGUGCUGGAUGAAAGAAGAGACUCCCCAUCACCCCGCGGAUCACACGGCUCCAGGGAAUCACCAGGACACGCAAGGGAUACUGACACACCAAACUCCUGCAGUGAUGAACCCAAAGGACGCAAGGCGCGCCCCGGGGAGUCUUGGUGCCCCGUGUGUGGCGUCACUCUGCGGGCGGGGGAGCUGGACGCCCACCUCACCCACGAGCUGGAGAAGCUGGCACGCCUCCCCCACGCCCGGCCCCCGUCACAUCGCACGCCCACGCCCACUCAAGCCACGCCCACAGCGCCCACUCAAGCCACGCCCUCAACGUCAGGUGUGGGCGGCGUGGCGUCUCCUCUCAGCCCACAUCUGCCGCCCCAUGCCCGUUCACACGCCCGCGACCCAGGCUGGGAUACGUACCAGCGGGUGAGAGCCAACAGACAAGUAAGGUUACGGGCGAAGAAGAGGAGAUCGGGGCGGGGCGACGAGUGUGGACCUGCCUGCCCCGUGUGUGGGGAGAGGAUACCAGCGUCCACCCCGGAGGACCUCAAUGCUCAUGUGGAGACCUGCCUGCGACGGUCUGGCGCCCCCGGUCUUCUCCAGCCAGGAGUGGAAGAUGAGGUGGUUGAUGUGGAAGGGGACGGCCCGUACGAGGACUUUGAGUGGUGUGGGGGGCAAAGGAGGGGGCGCGUCUCCCUCUUAAGGCCACAGUCACAAUUGCUAGAGCGCCACAGAGAAGGAGGAGAGCGGACAGGAGACGCGGAGAUGACCAGUGGAGGAGGAGGAGGAAGUGGAGGAGGUGGAGGAGGAGGCAACGCGGAGGGGACGGACGCGGGUGGAGGAGAGGGAGGAGGUGGAGGAGGAGGAGGAAGCCGAGUGGAGCCGAUGAGCGUGGAGUUGGAGGCACUGAAGGAAAAAGUGAGAGUGUUGGAGAGAGAUGGAGGGGGGGCGGCCGCUCCCUCUAAAUUCCUCUGCAUAGUUUGUCAGACGGAAUAUGACAGACCAGCAGUAUCUGUAGUGUGUUGGCAUGUGUUGUGUGAAGCUUGCUGGGCACACUCGCUGGGUUCCAAGAGUGAGUGUCCACAGUGCUCCCACAGCGUUUCCCCCGAGGACCUGCGCGCCAUCCACUUGUGACCACCCACACCAGCAUAGCAGCCGCCCGCGCCCACGCCCACGCACACACCCACGCAUACACCCACGCAUACACCCACGCAUACACCCACGCACACCCACGGCCGCCCAUACCCCUUCCCACUCUCCCUCCCACACGCCCAUGACCAUCUCCUCCGCAUCCACUUCUACGUCACACACGCACACACACACGCACACGCACGCCCACACGCACAUGUCUACCUCACUCAUCUCCACCCCCACGUGUUUUCUCACCCCACACGCGCGCCCUCACGCCCGCACGCCCAUAGUGAACACUUGCCUUCCUCUCCCACUCUCAUUCCUCACACUGCCACGCCCACAAACUAUCUAUAUUCUUAAACCCAUAUCUGAACCACACGCCCACGCCCAUACCCACACGCCCACACCCCGUUCUAGCUCACCCAUACUACCCCCUCCAACACCCACAUCCCCUCCCCCCGCCUCUCCUUCACCCAAUACACAGGUAAACAAUGUCCUCUAAAUGUCAACUUUGUUAAUGUCACGUAAGGCAGAAAGCGUGACUCGGGCGUGACUGGGUGAGUGUGACUGGCGCCCUCGGGUCAUUUGGGGUCAUAAGGUCACGUGGGGUCAGGAGGUCACGAGGUCAGGUCAUUGUACACCGUGACAAGAGCUAUACAUGUUUUGUUCUUGUUUUUUCCUGUUUUUAGGAAAUUUGGGAAAAAAGGAGAGGAAAAAAAUUUGUAAAAAUGUGGUUUGUUUUAAAAUGUACAGAUUAAUUUUUUUUUUAUUAUUAUUUGUGUAUUUAUUUAUUUUUUUUUUUAUUUAAUUGAGUGCUGGGAAAAUCUAUGUAUGUGUGUAUGUCUGUGUGUCUGUGUGUCUGUAUGUCUGUAUAUGUAUUUUUUUAAAGAGCUAUUGUAUUAAACUCUAUGAUUUAUUUGUGUAUUUUCUCAUUUUUUAAUAUUUUUUGAGAUGAAAAAUAAGCAAAAAUAAAAAAGAAAUUCGAUUAUUUUGACUUCAGAAAAACGAAAAUGAAAAAAUCUGAUAAAUUUUGGAAAAUAUUUUGUGUUUAGUGAAAUAAGAACACAAAAAUUAGUUAUUAUUAUUUUUUUCAUUAUUUCAACUUCCUUUUCAAAUAAUUUCGUCUCUCUCUCUCUCUCUCUCUCUCUCUCUCUCUCUCUCUCUCUCUCUCUCUCUCUCCACAAGCUCAAUUCUGUUCAUUAUUAUUUUUUUUUUCAUAUUUUUUGCUUAUUUUUCAUUUGUUUGCUUAUUUUCCCACUCCUAAUGUAAAGAAAACGGGGACAAGAUGGCGGCAACCUUAUAGAAAACGGAACUUUGUAUAAAAAAAACUUAUAUAUGUCAAAAAUAUGAAUUCUUGGUCAAUUUUAAGUGUUCUGUGUGUGUGAGUGUGUGUGUGUGUGUGUGUGUGUGUGUGUGUGUGUGUGUGUGUGUGUGUAUGUACGGCGCCACCCUAUCCUAUUCCUCCCCUCUCUCU